Molecule: messenger RNA, 1947 nt
Organism: Aspergillus ochraceoroseus IBT 24754
Lineage: Eukaryota; Fungi; Ascomycota; Eurotiomycetes; Eurotiales; Aspergillaceae
Product: putative serine/threonine protein kinase
Exons: 1
Coding region: 1-1947 (648 amino acids)
Biological process (GO): protein phosphorylation
Molecular function (GO): ATP binding; protein kinase activity
Source: RefSeq, a predicted model, not a curated record
AUGGACUGCCUCAAGAACAGUUUCAUUCGCGGUCAGCUUCUUGAUGGACGCUUUCGCACCGUCGCCCCUCUCAACCAUGGGUCAUUUGGUAUGGUAUUUCUCGCUACCGAUAUCAAAACUGGCCAGGACGUGGCCAUCAAGUGUCUGUUGAAAGCUUCCUCAAGUGAUUCAUGGAGCCCCGCUACCAGCGAUGCUCGUUUCGAAGAACUCGAUUGCCACAAACGCCUUGCAUAUCAUCCUAACAUCGUCAACCUGGUGCACUCUUUUGAAACCGAUACUCAUCUGUAUCUGGUUUUGGAAUACUGUGCAAAUGGCGACCUUUACGAGGCCAUUCGACUCAACCGUGGCCCUCUAGAGACAGAGCAUGUGCGUGACUUCAUGCUGCAACUGCUGAGCGCAGUCGAGUUCAUGCAUGCCAAUGGCCUGUAUCAUCGCGAUAUUAAACCAGAGAACAUCUUUCUAACCCAAGACGGGUCGAUGAAGCUGGGUGACUUGGGUCUUGCCACCCGUGAAUCUUGGUGCUACGAGGCUUGCGUUGGCAGUGAUCGCUACAUGGCUCCAGAACAGUAUGAGCCGGGUAGCCAUGGGUACUCGCCUGCAAAGGUCGACGUUUGGGCAGUCGGAAUCUGUCUGCUCAAUGUCCUCUUCGCACGUAACCCAUUUGCCACUCCUACCGAAACCGACAUCCUGUUUGCUGAUUACGUUCGAGAUCGACAAUCGCUCUUCGACAUCUUCCCCAACAUGUCUCAGGAUACCUUUGAGAUCCUGAGAAUGGCCCUGGCAAUUGAUCCCGAGAAGCGAUCCCUUCCUGGCAUCCGGGAUGCGAUUCUGCGCGCCGUCUCCUUCACUACCGACGAUGAAGUCCUGGACGAGUUCUGCACCGAUGACCGCGAAGUGGUACCUGCAAGUGCCAACCGCGAACCCCUGCGGACACCUUCCAUCCAGAGCCCGUAUAUCAACCAGGGAGAUUCUUUCCCAUGGGCCAAGGCACUUCAAUCCAGCCCCCCUCAAGCCAUCCGACAGUUGUCUGCGAUCCCCGACAACGAAAGCUACUCCGAAGACCUCUUCCCUCCCUCCGAAACCGCUGGCACCUCGUGGUUCUCUGUUCACCAGGGGACUCCCUCCAUGGCCUCCGUCUUGGAAUCCGCCCUUGGUGAAUCUUACCGUUCGACUGCAUUCCACAGGACGACUCCUCGCUACCCCCCUCCGUCCGACCCCGUUCCCAUCACUGGUUCUUUGCCUAGCCUGGCAACCAAGCCCUUACCUUCUCUAGCCAUGGUCUUUGGAAGGAACGGCAAGACCGAACAGAUCUCCAAGAGCUGGAGUGACCUGUGGGAUGAGGAAGAAGAAUCCGAAGGGGAGUAUGUCGCCUUCCAGCAACGACGUGAACAGAACUCUCGCAGUUGGAGCCACGAGAGCAGCUCGCCCGAACCCAGCCCUUCUCAGCCGGCUCUGCGCGAAGCCCAGAGCUCUUCCAUUCUCAACUCUCGUUCUCAACACGCAUCUUCUGUGGGCGUCUCUCACGAGUUGUCUGGCAAGUCCCACCCUGGUGAGACAAGUGCUGUGGCCCCUAAGGCCAUUCCACGCCUUCCGCAGCCCUCUCCUAAGAAGUCCAAUCUCGACAAGUGGGCUGCUCUAGGCGACAAGAGACGCAAUUUCAAGACAUCGGAUGCCUCUUUCGAGUCGAAGCGUUUCCCGAACAAUAUGAGUUGGAGGAAGGACUGGGGUCUGGGAUCCUCUGGGUUUGAUUAUGGCUUGUGGGCUAAGAAGGAAACCAUCGCUUCUCAAGACCGUGACCGUCGCCGUCGCCCAUUCUUGCAGAAGGGCUGGCGCCGGGAUUCCUUGGAGUCUUCGAAGCCUGGUUACGCCAGGCCCCUCAAGCAAUACGAUAGUAGUGUUGAUGAGGAUCUGGAUCUUGUUGGUGGUUGGCAUGACCUUCACCUGUAA